Messenger RNA from Symbiodinium sp. CCMP2592, 3726 nucleotides. The record is from the annotation of a GenBank genome assembly. Lineage: Eukaryota; Dinophyceae; Suessiales; Symbiodiniaceae.
AUGGCUGAUACGGCCAAUCAAAAAGAGGCUCAACUGAAGUGGGCCCGUUUGCGCUCGAAGUGGCAGCAGGCAUGCAAGCUGCCUGGCCAUGGGACUUGGCUGGAUGUGAAGCUCGCACCUUGGGGUGUUGGGUGCAAAGCUUGCAAAGCAGCUGGACUCACAGGCAGCCUUGCCCAGUACGGGGUGAGGACGACAGCUGGCCUCCAGAUGCAGAACUUCUUGAAGCAUCAGAAGAGCGCAAGCCACAAGGAGGCAGUGUCACAGUUUGUGGGCGGUUCCAGCUCCACUGCAGUUGGAGCUCCCCCACCUCAGAGCUUUCAAGCACUUAUAGACGAGAGUUCGGCUGGAAGGCCUCCUGGCUGCAGAAAGAACAGGCAAAUGACUUUUUGCUUGGCUGAAGCCGCAAAAGCUCUAGACCAGGACUUCGUGGCCAAGGCUUCAAAGGUGUGUCUUUUCAGAGACGAGCGAAAAGGACGGUUGCUGCUCAGAUUCCGGGCUGUUGACAAAAACCUGCUUGUCCGAAGUGGCACCAUGGGGUUGGCUAUCCAGCCAGGCACAGGGGCGAGGAACAUUACUGAAGCGACUCGAAAGAUCAUGAAACGAUUUUGCACACGCUUCGCAGGCUGCCCCAACUCAUCACGCAAAGACAAGAAGGCAAAACCUUUCCUGAAAGUGAAACUCUUCAAGCACCUUACAGAGUCUGUUACUUGCAUCGCAGUUGACGCCGCCGCAGAUGAAGUUCUGAGCUCUGAGCUCAUGCGUGCUUCGGCGUGGAACGGCAGCCAACAGAAGCUGACUCCCAAUCUUCGCUUCGUGGUUCGUGACAAGGCACACGCCAGUCGCCGAAUUACGUCUCGUCCUUGGAGUGCGGAUGAUGUGCUUAAAGAUGUUAUGCAGUUCAUGUGCGGCGGCCGGCAUUCUAUUGCUAAGUUGCUUCAAUUUAGCGAAGAAAUCAAGCGUAUAUUCGUGGAAUUUACAACGAGCACCGACACGGUGCUAAAGCGGGCAGUCUCCGAUUUUCGUGCUGCUGCACAUCGCUUCGAAUCACACGCUAAACCACUUGGCCGCACAUGCCUCUACAUUCAUGCUUGUAUCAGAACAGCUCUGCGCCUUACCAAGACUCGCAGCGACGCAAGUGGGCAAAAGGCAAAGGCAUGGCUCUUGUGGCUGUCGGAAGAACGGGCUCUUCUGGCAGCGAUGUUGGCUGAUGCGGCCGACUCGUCCAUUCGGCUGACUCGGCUGAUGGACACUGAGAGCGUUGAUCCGGCCAUGCUGUGCCGCGAGGUGUCUUUGUAUAUGUCUUCUGUGAAGGGACUGUUCCUGCAUGGUGCUUGCUUUACGGAAUUUGGCUUUACAUCGACGAUGUUGGAGACACUGAAAACACCCAUCGUUUUUCAGUUGGGUUCUGAAACGAAAAGCUUUGGUGACAGCAGCGGUGUGCCCGAGGAGAUCAAAAAGCGGUGCCUGGCCAGGAUGCAAGCAUGGCUUAAACUUGCUGAAGCGGCGGUAGCUGCGGAAUUUCCUUCCUUCGAGAUUGCUCAGGCUUUCGACGUGUUCGACCUCAGCGGUGGCUCUCACAACGCCGACGAGAAGCUCCAGCGGGUCGCCAAAGCCUGCAACCUGGACGAGCAGGCGCUGAAAGCACAGUGGCGGGAUGUUUAUCCACGCGCCGAGAGGCUUCUGAAACAGAGCACGGACAUGAAUGCCAAGAACAAAGAUGCAUGGGCCUUGGCUUUGGACCGUUUAUGCCAACAUCACUAUACGAAAGGCCAACACCCGGUCGAAAUCCUCAGAGAAGCAUUGAUCCAGUACUUUUCUUUUGGGGCCAGCAGUUCCGGUGUUGAACAAAGCUUUUCAAAGUCCCAAUGGGGCUUUGGCACACGCAGAAAUUCUGCUCUUCAUUCCACUGAGGAAUUUUCAGUCAAGGCUUUACUUGACCUUCCGGCUGUUGCGGCCUCGCAAAAAGACCGGCUGAUUCGGCUGGCUCGGCUGACCUGGGUGAGCUGCUUCGGCCAGUCAAGGUCAUCAACGGCUGAAAGGGUAGACAAAGGCAGCAAAAGAAAAACCGAAGACGACGAAGAAGCUAAGCCUGCAACGGAGGCUGCUUUUUUGCGCAAGCGCCGACGUGGUGAGGCGCUGGCUGCUGGGCGCAUGGAAGGCAACUCUGAGGUUGCUCUUGACCUGCACGAGCAAGUUUGGACACAAAAGCACCAGAAGGAACUGGAAUUUCAACAGAGGAAGAGGAAGAUGCGAAAGCUUCAAGCCUUCUCCGAGAAUUCUUUGCUGCAACGCGAAAUAGAGGAUGGUAUGCAGCAAGCUGCCUGGGCAGGAAAGAAAGUUUAUCUGGCUGUUCCGGCCAAUAUGCACUUAGUGCAGGGAAUAUCAGACAUGGGCCUUGCGGUCACGAACCAAGGCGCGGUACUGAAGAGGCGGGCGGCUGCUGCGAUCAAGCGAGUGCUCAUUGUGUCCAAGGCAUGCGCCAAAAAAUGUCCUAAGUUCUGGAGAUUCCUGCGAAGCUGCCUGCCGGAAAAUCACAAGUGGACAAUGGCCAAAACGGCUUUGUCCGCCAUUCGAGCAGCACACGGACGCUUCCCGAAGAAAAACGUCUGGGUUGUCGUCCUUCCCGGCCAGCGAAAUCACCAGGACAUUCAAGGGCUCCCGAAUGUGUUCACGAUGCGGUCGUUGCCAAAGCGCAUCUGCAACAGCUUUGACCCCGGCCUCUCCAGAAGUGGCUCUGCGCUGACGUGCUUGGACAGCGCCUGGCUGGCCUUGAAACGCAUGAAAGUAAAAGCUCAGCUUUGCUUUAACAGUGACAGUGAUGCUAACUGCAAAAAGCUGCUGCAAAAGAUCCACAAGCCUGAGGCCUUUCACGACGACAUUGCAGCCAGGAAGCCGCAAAGUGAACAGUACGUGGACCUCUACGUAACAACACCGCCAUGUCAGCCGUUUUCCAUGGCUGGACAAAAGAAAGGCCUCAAAGACAAGAGGGGGCAACUGCUAAAAUUUAGCGUUGCUUUUGUCUCUCGCCAAAAGCCAAGAGUGGUGGUGCUUGAGAACGUGGCAAUGUUCGCAAGUAAAAAAUUCAAGCCAGUAACCCGAGGACUGCAGCGAGCGUUCAAGAAGCUUGGCUACGUUUGCUUCGCGCGAGUCUUGAACAGCGCAGACUUCAAGGUCUCGCAAGCCCGUCGUCGUUUCUUCUUAGUUGCGAUCCGGAAGGACAGCCUCCACCAUCCCUUUCACUGGCCGCAACCUGUGGGAAAAAGAAACUUGGAGGAUGACUUGGACCCAGCGAGGCCAAGCGACCGGCCCGGGCGGCUGCCGAAGACGAAAAGGGCUAGAGACCUUGCGUUGGCUGCUUACGGCCAAGUUUGGAAGAAACAAAAGCUAGAUCCCAGACAGGUCCCAGUUGCCGUGGACAUUGACUGCUCUCCCCGAUUUGCUUCCUACGGCGUGAACCAAUUGAAAACUUUGACAAAAUCAAGAGGCAGCUGUGGCGGCCACUGGCUGUCCAACCGAGGCCGCAAAAUGACGAUCAAUGAAUUGAUGCGAGUGACGGGUAUCAACCCCAUCGAACUCCGUGGCUACAAAGAAGAAGGCAUCAGCGAUGCUCAACUCGGCGGCAUGCUGGGUAACAGCAUCCCUGUGCCCCUCAUCUUAGGAGUGCUGACGCAGGCCAUGAAAGCAGGAGGCUUGUUGUUUGUGCCCAAAGGACAAAAGGAGACUUAG